Arabidopsis arenosa is the source of this 938-nucleotide messenger RNA. The record is from the annotation of a GenBank genome assembly. NCBI's taxonomy places the organism in Eukaryota, Viridiplantae, Streptophyta, Magnoliopsida, Brassicales, Brassicaceae.
CACGAACUUGUCUAUGAGAGAAGAGACCAUGUUUAAGAAAGCCUUCGAGCUUUCAACUCUGUGUGAUAUCGAAGUCUGUGUCAUAUAUUACGGUCGUGAUGGAGAACUCAUCAAGACAUGGCCGGAAGAUAAAUCUAAGGUUCGAGACAUGGCUGAGAGAUAUACCAAACUAAACGAGAGAGAGAGACGCAAGAAAAGCACAAACCUUUCUCUGUUGCUAAGGAAGAAGAUCCUCGACGACAAUAAGCUCUCGGAGAAAGUUUUAGAGAUGAAGAAUUCGUUAGAAAGUGGUCUACGGGUAUUACAAGACAAGCUUAAGUUACUCCAACCAGAGAACCUAGGUCAGAGCCGUGUGGUUUCUUCCACAACGAAUCCGUUAUCUUCUCCUGAGGAUCAUCAUCAACAAUGGACAGAACCAUUGGUGAAUGGUGUGUCAAACACAGAGCAAGAGCUAUCGACGUCAUCAUUGAGUCAACAUCAGAGCAAAAUUUCAGUCUUUCUAUAUAACCAUGACAAUGGUAGCUUCUAUCAAGUCCCUGACUCUGUUUCUAGCUUUGACCAAUCGACGAGUACGGCUUUACUUGGGGCACAAGGAACUGAUCUAAGAAGUAACAGCUGCAACAACUUUGAUCUUCCCAUGGUGUUUCCUCCUCAGAUGCAGACACAAACCCCACUUGUCCACUUUGAGCAGUUUGCACCAUGGAAUCAAGCACCUUCGUUUGCAGAUCCAAUGAUGUUCUCUUAUAAUUAGGUCUUGUUGUUCCAAGAUCUGAUUCUUUGACUUGGUCCACGUUUUAUUACGUUCUAAUAUGUAAUCUGAUUCUUUGACUUGGUCCACGUUUUAUUACGUUCUAAUAUGUAUUCUCACUUAAGAUUAUGUGUUUAACUGUUUCUUCUCGUACCUGAUUAAGAGUUUGUAAGAAAUCCAUUGAAUUGUA